Cuscuta europaea is the source of this 1580-nucleotide messenger RNA. NCBI's taxonomy places the organism in Eukaryota, Viridiplantae, Streptophyta, Magnoliopsida, Solanales, Convolvulaceae. The record is from the annotation of a GenBank genome assembly.
CAAACUGGUAGUAGAGGUCAUCCUUUUUAGAUGCUCAUGAUCUCAUGCCUAAAGAUAGUGAAGUAUCACUAAGUGCAUUUGUAGCAAUCUAGAAGUUGAACAAGUUGAUUUCCGAAACCAGCUAAACUACCCCAAGACAGCCCCAAAGACCAGAAGCAAUGCGUUUAAAAAUGCAGCAAGCUAAUUACCCCAACCCCCAAGAUGAUGACUUUGCGCUCAAGGACAUGAAUCCACAAUUCGGAGGAAGAGGUUGGAUGGGCAACAAAAGAUACACCACCAGCACACACGAUCUUGUUGAGCAGAUGUUUUACCUCUAUGUCAGAGUUGUUAAAGCCAAGAAUCUUGCCAGCGUUGAACCUUGUUACGUGGAAUUGAAGUUGUGGAACUACAUAGGAAAGACAAGGGACGCCAAUAACCAAGAAUGGUCACAGGUAUUUGCAUUCUCUAGAGACGUCCUCAAAUCAUCAAUUCUUGAAGUUCUAGUUAAGGAAAAAGGCAUGGAAAAAAGCCCCAAUUACGUCGGAAAAGUCGAGUUUGACUUGAACGAGAUCCCAACAAGGGUCCCACCAAACAGCCCCCUCGCUCCUCAAUGGUACAAUCUAAAGGACCCUUAUGGUGAACUCUGGGGAGGCAUCAUCAUGCUUGCAGUUUGGAUGGGGACACAAGCUGAUGAAGCCUUCUCAGAAGCAUGGCAUUCAGAUGCUGCACAAGUUAAUGGGGAAGGAGUUGUCAGUGUCAGGUCCAAAGUUUACGUCUCUCCUAAGCUUUGGUACCUGAGGGUAAGAGUAAUCGAAGUGCAAGACAUCAUUGUGAAGAGCAGAAACCGUGUCCCUCAACUCCGCGUGAAAGGGCAAGUUGGAAACCUGCAGGUACUAAGAACUACCAUAUCCCGUGUUGAAAAUCCACCAACAUGGAACGAAGAUCUGGUGUUUGUAGUAGCAGAGCCAUUCGAGGAGGAGUUGGUCCUUACUAUUGAGGACCAAAUCAGCGGGACUAUGAAAGAUGAGGCACUUGGAAUCAUAGCUCUGCCUUUGUCCACGUUUGAGAAGAGGAUCGACCACCGACCUGUCCAAUCUCGAUGGUUCAAUCUCAAGCACUUUGAUUGUGAGUCCUUGGAAGGAGAUGGGAAAAAAGAGCCAAAGUUCUCGGCUAAAGUGCACCUAAGGAUCUGUCUUGAAGGCGGGUACCAUGUACUAGACGAAUCAACUAUGUAUGUGAGUGAUCAAAGGCCAACUGCCCGACAGCUUUGGAACCCACCUGUUGGGAUAUUGGAAGUUGGGAUACUAGGGGCUCAAAAGCUUCUUCCAAUGAAGAUGGAGGACGGACGUGGACGCACAGAUGCAUAUUGUGUAGCCAGGUAUGGUCAGAAAUGGGUAAGAACCAGAACCAAUCUUGACACAUUUAACCCCAGGUGGAAUGAGCAGUACACUUGGGAAGUCUACGAUCCUUGCACAGUUAUAACACUAGGAGUCUUCGACAACUGCCAUUUGGGAGGAACAGGAAAGGCAACAGCGGUACGAGACUCUAGAAUUGGCAAGGUGAGGAUAAGGUUGUCCACUCUGGAAUCCCACAGAAUUUAC